Psammomys obesus (fat sand rat) is the source of this 3849-nucleotide messenger RNA. RefSeq names its product inositol 1,4,5-trisphosphate receptor interacting protein (gene Itprip). NCBI's taxonomy places the organism in Eukaryota, Metazoa, Chordata, Mammalia, Rodentia, Muridae. Bases 279 to 1943 code for a protein of 554 amino acids. Gene Ontology annotation, cellular component: membrane. The transcript has 3 exons. The record is from RefSeq and is a predicted model, not a curated record. Gene Ontology annotation, molecular function: protein kinase inhibitor activity.
UCCAGUCGCCCGCAUCCCCGGGUCCUCGCAGCCUGCAGACCCGGGACCCCGACCGGCGCGAGUGGAGCGAGGCCCACUCGGUACCCUGCGGCCGCCGCGGCUGAACGGACUUAAGCCCAUGUGGUUCCAGGGUCUCAUCUCAAGCUCCUUCGUCUAGAGACAUCUCCAAAGUCCCUGUGUCCAAAUAAGCUCACUUCAGCGUCUGGCAGAAUCACAUCUUCUUGAAGGCUGCCGUUCAAUCCACUCAGUGACUGCUGGAUUCCAGGAACUCUACAGCCAUGGCCAUGGGACUUUUCCGGGUCUGUCUGGUGGUGGUGACGGCCAUCAUUAACCACCCCCUGCUGUUCCCACGUGAGAAUGCCACCGUUCCCGAGAACGAGGAAGAGAUCAUCCGCAAGAUGCAAGAGCACCAGGAGAAGCUGCAGCUGGAGCAGCUGCGCCUGGAGGAGGAGGUGUCACGGCUGGUGGCCGAGAAGGAGGCCCUGCAGCAGUCAGAGGAUGACGACGGCCAGCAGCCGCCGGAGGCCCACACUGCCUGGGACCUCUGGAGCACUCUCUGCAUGAUUCUCUUCCUGAUCAUCGAGAUAUGGCGGCAGGACCUCCAGGACAGGCCCUUUCCAGAGUGCCUGGGCGGGGAUGAGGACGACCUGUCUGGAACUCCGCUGCGGGGCCUUCCCCUGCCCGAUAAGGCCACCCUGGACCACUUCUAUGAACACUGUAUUCGAAGUGCCACGGGGGAUGCCACCCGCACCCGGGAGUUUGUGGAAGGCUUCGUGGAUGACCUGCUGGAGGCCCUGAGGAGCAUCUGCAACCGCGACACAGACAUGGAAAUGGAGGACUUCAUUGGCGUGGACAGCAUGUAUGAGAACUGGCAAGCGGAGAGGCCCCUGCUGUGCCGCCUGUUCGUCCCCUUCAUUCCCCCGGAGCCCUACAGCUUCCACCCAGAGCUCUGGUGCUCCAGCCUUUCUGUACCCCUGGGUCGCCAGGGCUACGGCCAAAUCAAGGUGACCCUGGCAGAUGGAGACCCUCUAGGCUGUAUCUGCGGCAAAACCAAGCUUGGGGAAGAUAUGCUGUGCCUCCUCCACGGCAAGAACAGAGCGGUGCGGCCCAGCAGCGGGGGAGGCAGUGAAAUGGAGGACUUGCUGUGUUCCAGGGAGUCCUCAUAUCUGGACACCAUGCAGGUCAUGAAGUGGUUCCAGGUGGCGCUCACCAGGGCCUGGCAUCACAUUGCCCACAAAUAUGAGUUUGACCUUGCCUUUGACCAGCUGGACACUCCAGGCUGUCUCAAGAUCAAGUUCCGCUCAGGGAAGGCCAUGCCCUUCACCUUGACUCCUGUGAUCCAGUGUAACGACUCGGAUCUGUACUUCGUCCUGCGGCCUCCCAAGGAGCCCUGUGGGGGAACUCCAGCCACCAGCACUGACUGGCCCCUGUCCUUUGCUGUCUAUGAGAGACAGUUCCUCCGGAUGACGGCAAAGGCUUUGCCCGAGGGUGCCUGUCACCUCAGCUGUUUGCAGAUCGCCUGCUUCUUGCUAUCCAAGCAGAGCCGCCUGACAGGCCCCAGCGAGCUGAGCAACUACCACCUAAAGACGGCCCUGCUGCAUCUCCUGCUGUCCCGGCGGGCUGCUGACUGGAAGGCCAGCCAGCUGCAGCUGCGCCUGCAGGAGCUCUUCUGCUUCCUGGAGAGGAGCCUCCUGGAGAAGAAGCUCCAUCACUUCUUUGUGGGCAACCGUAAGGUGCCCGAGGCCAUGGGACUCCCUGGGGUCGUGCGCACAGCCGAGCCACUCAACCUCUUCCGGCCCUUCGUUCUGCAGAGGACUCUUUACCAUAGCACAGUGGACUUCUUCUACGAAAUGCUUAAGAAUGCCCCGACGUUCAUUCGAGAGUAUUCCCUCCAUGUCCCCUCAAACCAUGCCAGCCCACCACCAAAAGCUGUUGCCCUGUAGAGCAUGAGAUUUGAGGGCCUUGAGGGAGAGCAUCCCAUGUACCUACCUUCCUGGGCUCUGUGACCCCGUACAGGAAACACAGUAGGCCUGGAGGGAGCUGAGGUUCAGCUUGUGGGGGAGCCAAGUCCUGGAGAGUGAAGGAAACAGAAUCACAACUGGACACUGGUUUGUCUUUCUGCCACAGGGGCUUGCUGGUAAAACCACUGUUUGGGUUUGGGCACUGACCCUUUGCAGCUAGCUCUAGAUCUCACCGCGAAUGACCAAGGCAGUGACCUCACAGUGUCUGGGUGCUGAGUUAGAGAGAAGGUAAGCACUGGCUUGAAUGUAACCCCUUUUGUAUCACAGUCCAUUCUGUGCUUCAUAUCCAUAGGGGAUCUACGAGGAUGUUGCUGGGAACCAGAUCAAGACCCAGCACUCCAUUCCAGGAACUCUUGGUCCAGCUAUCUGCAGUUGACUCAGAAACGCAGGCCGGUGUGGGAAUUCACAGCCUUUGAACCACAUCAGGCACAAUAAUUGAGGUCCCACGGUGGCUGACAUUUUUUCAUACCACUUGGUGAAAAGAACCUGGCAGAGGUCCAGGAGCCUGGUAGCUAAUAUCUCCAUUACACAGAAGUGGGUACUUGAUGGUGGAGAGUCUCACACUGGCCAGUUGUUCAGCCACACAUCUGACCCUCUCCCUGUCCCUUUGCCCUUAGACCAGGUCCCAACCACUGUGGGUAUCUUUUCCCACAGAAGCCCCUCCCCUCUCCAUAGCUGGUCUUGCCAGCCAACAGUGGUAGAGUGACACAGAUAUGUCUGACUUGCACUUUGGCCCACUUGGAGAAAGUUACAGAGCCUUGGGACAAGGGUUACGAUAGCCCUAACCCAUCUUCAGGGUCCUGAUCAUAGGGAAGGGGUAGGCUUGUAUGCCACAGGUGCUAUAAAACCCAGACCCAAAGCGUCUCCCAGUUCCUGACUCCAAGGGGGCCCCGGCCACUGUACAUAACCAGUCUUUUCUGCACGGGCCUUGCGGACCUCCUGGAUGACCCAGACUCAAAGACCAUGGUGGAGGCUGGGUUCAUUGGCGAGCUAUAUGAGUAGUUUCGGCGCAGCCUGGGAACUCAAAGGGGUGCUGUGGGCCCCAGACCAGCACUAGAGCAUGAGGCUGGAGCUGGGCUUCUGUCCAGGCCUAUUUCAGAAGAUCCAGCUGUUUCUUCUGCACUUGAACUUGACCAGCUAUUCUGGGAUUUCUUUUCCACAUUAUCUUGGUAACUUUUACAGUGGACCACAGAAGAAACUUGGAUGAAGAACAAGGUGGUGCCUAGAAAUUAAGACAAUGAGCCUUGCAGGGAUCAAAACCAGGCUUCCCUUAGCCCCACACAUGCCUCAUGUGACCUCAGAAAGCUCCAGAAGAUGGACCAUUUAGCUACCAAGGUUAAGUGGUGGUGGAGAGGAUCUCCACCAUGGGGAGGGUGGCCAGAGACCAUAGGAUGCCUGAGUGUGGGCAGAGUUAGACUGAGCCUGUGUGGUCCCGCUCCUCCACAGCCUCAACAUGGCAACCUAGGACCAAGGAGCGGAGCCUACUCAGAGUGUGGCUCUGCCAGCAGCCCUGAGCCGCCUUAGCCAACAGGUACCUUCCAGAGUUGAGGCAGAUGUCCUCAUUUAUUGUCAUCUGUGCCUUUCUUUGUUCAUUUAUAUCCCACUGUGCUUCAAAGAGAGCCUGGCAGCGAAGAACCAGCCUCCAGAAGCCAAGACCAAGCCUGGACCUUCAGCCUCCCCUUCACUUCUGGGAGGAAGGUCACGGGAAGCACACCUCUGGCUUCUUGUCUGCUGGGCACCUGGUGGAACAGAAGCCGGUUGUACCCUAGAGAUGAGACGGAAGCAGCAGGGCUCUUGGGGUUUCAUGCUGCCUUAUUUAUAUUAAAGG